This is a messenger RNA of Penaeus monodon (black tiger shrimp), 615 nucleotides long. RefSeq names its product proline-rich proteoglycan 2-like. Bases 1 to 615 code for a protein of 204 amino acids. Lineage: Eukaryota; Metazoa; Arthropoda; Malacostraca; Decapoda; Penaeidae. The record is from RefSeq and is a predicted model, not a curated record. The transcript has 3 exons.
AUGGCCUCUAAGGCGGCUCACAACGCGACUCCCAAGGGGGCUGCCCAAACCGGGCCGAGGCCCGGGUCCCCAAAGGGGGCUCCCAAAAAGGCCCCCCAAAGGCCCCUUCAAGAGAAAGGGUCCCAAAGGGGGGUGCCCAAACGGCCCCCAAAGAGGCCCCCCAAGGGUGGGGCCCAAAGGGUCCCCCAAAAAGGCCCCAAGGGAAAUCCCAAAGGGACCCCCAAGGUGCUCCCAAGGCUGGUUCAUCGGCUCCCAAAGAGGCCCCCAAGGCGACUCCCAAGGCGACUCCCAAGGCGACUCCCAAAGGGGACUCCCAAAAGGGGACCCCCCAAGGCGGGCCCCCCAAAAGGGGGGUCCCCAAGGCUGGGCCCAAAGGGGGUUCCCAAGUGGCUUUCCCGGGGGGGGUUCCCGAGUAGACGGACAAAAAAGUUUUCCCCCAAUUCGUCACCUACCGGGGGAAAGUCCCCAAGGAGCACCAAAGGUCUUGGUCUACAAAAAUUAAAGGGCAACUGCGGGGGAAAGCCCAAAAUAAAGAUGAACUUGCCACCCAAGGGAGGGCCCCCUUUAGAUGCCCUCCGAAAAACUUUUAAAAAGAUCAAGGGGACAGUAAAAUAA